AUGCCCCGCGCCGAGCCGCCGCGGUUGCCAGGCAACGCACCAUCCUUGUCGCCGGUCGCGUUGAGUUCCGCUCGGCCAUGGGGCCGCAGCGCCUCCCGCCGCUCCUGCUUAUGCUCCUGGAUUGCUGGGCCUCCGUGAGCGCCCAAACCAGGGCAACUCCGCCUGUGACCACGGAAGGCCUCAACUCUACGCAGGCAGCCGGGACGACUCUCCGACCCGCCUUGUCUCCUAGGCCCUCUGGAACCCCCAAGGCCCCCGUGCCCUCCACUGGCCCCAGGCCCACCCCGGUCACGGACGUUGCUGCUCUGUGUGUCUGUGACCUGACUCCAGCACAGUGUGACGUCAACUGCUGUUGUGAUCCUGAUUGCAGCUCCAUGGAUUUCAGCGUUUUUUCUGCCUGUUCAGUUCCGAUUGUCACGGGCGAUAGUCACUUUUGUAGUCAAAAAGCAGCCAUCUACUCAUUGAAUUUUACAGCAAAUCCACCUCAAAGGGUAUUUAAACUUGUCGACCGGAUUAAUCCAUCUAUAUUCUGCAUUCAUAUUACAAACUAUAAACCCGCGUUAUCCUUUAUUAAUCCAGAAGUGCCUGAUGAAAAUAAUUUUGAUAAAUUGAUGAAAACAUCUGGUGGUUUUUCCUUGAGUUCAGAAUCAGAGAUUUCUUUCGAAACCCAGUCGGACAUUCCAGCUACUGCUAAAUAUAAGUAUGGGGCUCGUCUGCAGACUUCAGAUUCAUUUUUGAGAUUUCCCUCUCCCCUUAUGUCAUCUCUGUGCACUGAUGAUAACCCUGCAGCAUUUCUGGUGAACCAAGCUGUUAAGUGCACCAGAAGGAUAAAUUUGGAACAGUGUGAAGAAAUUGAAGCCCUGGGCAUGGCUUAUUACAGCAGCCCUAAAAUUUUGAGGGUGCCUGGUUUAAGAACAAAGGCAGAGAUCCCUAUCACUGUUCAGUCCAUCCUCAUUCAGUCUCUGAAUAAAACACUAACCCGACUGGAGGACUCGAUCGUAUUGAACCAGACUCUUGUUGAGGCUGGGGAUGUUAAAAUCUGCACUAAUGUCGUUCUUGAGGUCAAGUACAGCCUCACAUACACAGAGGCAGGGGAGAUAGCGCAGGCUGGCCUUGCUCUCCUUCUGGGGACAGUGAGCGGGCCAGUGGUUCCACUCGAGCAGAAGUUUGAAAUUCAUUUCAUUCAGCAAAAUACAAAGCCAAUUCCUCUCAGUGGAAACCCUGGUUAUGUUGUGGGGCUCCCAUUAGCUGCUGGAUUUCAGCCUCAGAAGGGAUCUGGGAUUAUUCAGACCAUGAACAGAUUUGGACAACUUACUAUUCUUCGUAGCACAGCCGAGCAAGACUGCUUAGCAGUCGAGGGGAUCCGGACCCCAGUAUUAUUUGGUUAUGAUAUGCAGUCUGGCUGUAAACUAAGACUGCCCAAAGCCAUUACAUGCCAGCUCGCAGUGCAGAAAGUGAAAAGCCUCCUGAAGGGCCAAGGCUUCCCAGAUUAUGUGGCCCCUUUUGGAAAUUCCCAGGCCCAGGAUGUGCUGGACUGGGUACCGGUCCGCUUCAUCACCCAGGCAUCCCACAUGAAGGAUUCUUGCCAGCUCCCGAUGGCUUUGGUGAUAGAAGUGAAGUGGACUAAAUACGGGUCCUUACUGAAUCCACAGGCUAAAAUAGUAAACGUGACUGCAAGUCUCCUCUCAUCCUCCUUUCCUGAGACCAACUCAGGAAAUGAGAGGACGGUUCUCCUUUCCACUGCGGUUGCUUUUGUGGAUGCAUCUGCCCCUGCGGAGGCAGGCUUCAGAGCUCGGCCAACCAUCAAUGCCAGGCUGCCGUUUAAUUUCUUCUUUCCGUUUGUUUGACGUAAGUUGUUAAUCACCUCUAGAAUUGAGUGCUCUGGGGCCUGGGCUCCCUUGGACACAUCCUGGUAUUCUACCUCCGACCCGUGGGGUUACCCUCAGACCACACACUUCCCCUCUUCACUCACUCCCCUCCUUUUGGAAAUUUUAUUCCCCUUGGUUUGACCUUAGAAUGGGGCACCAUCUGGUCUUGGUGAUUUCCAGUACUGUCAGCCAUGUAGGUCAUGUGCAGAAACCAAAUUGCACCUUUGGGAAGAUUGUAAAGGGGACAGACCCAGAAGUAGCUCAGGUGUUGAGGGUUUAUCCAGUUUAUGCAUCCUCUUCAAUGUGAGUUCUUUUUAAAAUACUCAUUGUAGUUCAGGUUUUCUUUCUUGUUCAGGCCCCAUGGAAAUGAAUACAAAAAUAGCAAAGUAUUGUAUGUGAAAUCAUGCGUGCGAGUAGAGUACUCGGCCUCAUGAGGGGAUCUUCCCCCAGCGUCAUCUUCAUUACAUGGAGUCUUGGGUCUAAUUGCUGUUUCUGUGGCAGGCACUGGAGCUUUCCAUCUCGUGGUUUGUAUGGGAUGCUACAGAGCGGUUCCAAGCAGUUGAUGCUGGAAAGAAUAGAGUAGGAGGGCCCGAGGGAAGGAGUUUCUUUUAUACGUUAAUUGUACAGUAAUUGAGAAAAACGUUGUCAGGUGGCAGAACAAGGUAGAGCCAGUUAGAAGCUGGAGGCUGCAGAGGAGGGGGCUGGGUACCUGAGAACAACCUCUCUGGGGGAAUCUGCACGAAGAGGAGCUGUUGAGACCAGCUUAAGAAGAUAAGACUUUUCUAGAAUGGGCUAGUAGCUAAGGUAGCUUCCUUUUUUUCUUUUGUCUUUCAGAAUGCUCAUAUGAAAUGAUGCACUGGUUCCUCAUACAUGCGAAAUGUGAAAAGUACAUUUGAUGAGAUUAAAUUUUAUAUACAAGUUGU
This is a messenger RNA of Leptonychotes weddellii (Weddell seal), 2791 nucleotides long. NCBI's taxonomy places the organism in Eukaryota, Metazoa, Chordata, Mammalia, Carnivora, Phocidae. The record is from RefSeq and is a predicted model, not a curated record.